Messenger RNA from Syzygium oleosum, 4014 nucleotides. RefSeq names its product disease resistance protein L6-like. Gene Ontology annotation, molecular function: ADP binding; metal ion binding. NCBI's taxonomy places the organism in Eukaryota, Viridiplantae, Streptophyta, Magnoliopsida, Myrtales, Myrtaceae. The transcript is spliced from 9 exons. The coding region runs from base 133 to 4014 and encodes 1293 amino acids. Gene Ontology annotation, biological process: defense response; signal transduction. The record is from RefSeq and is a predicted model, not a curated record.
UUAGGUAUUGGCAUUCACUUUCCUUGUUCAUGUCCAAAACCUCAGCUCAUUUCUUGCCAGGCCACGCCACACCAAGAUUUUUUCUCUUUAGGUGAGAGAGAGAGAGAUCUGGAAGCAACAAGCUUCCUAGCUAUGGCAAACUCAGAGGCCGGAUCGAGUUGUGAUGCUGCACGAGCCUUAGAAAGUGAGUUCCAUGUGUUCUUGAGUUUCAGAGGGCCUGACUGUCGCCAUGGAUUCACAGAUUUCCUCUAUCACGGUUUGGUAGAUGCCGGAGUUAGUGUAUUUAAGGACGAGGAUGAACUCCAGGAAGGUGAAGUGAUUGGUGGGAACCUUCUAAAAGCUAUCAACAGCUCCAUAAUCUACAUACCCAUCUUCUCUCGGAGUUAUGCUUCGAGUAAAUGGUGUCUCCGUGAGCUUGCGCACAUAAUAGACAACGUUUCUAAGUCAGAGAGUGAAAAAAGUAUUCUUCCCAUUUUUCUGGAUGUAGAACCUGAGGAUGUUAAACUUAAGACUCCACGAUACACCGACGCUUUACGGGAACACGGGAACAAGUUUCCUGACGAAGUCAAGGCAUGGAGAAAGGCUCUUGCAGAGAUAGAUGAAAUCAAGGGAUGGAACGUGAAAAAGGAUCAAAGCCAAGCAGCAAUUGUCAAAUUGGUUGUUGAAAAGGUUUUGGAGAAGCUGGAGAUAAAACAAAAAUCAGUGACCGAACAUUUAGUUGGACUUGAGGAUCGAGUAAAACACUUGACAGAGUUAUUAGAUGUCAACCAUCGUGAUGUGCGGUGCAUUGGAAUUUAUGGAAUGGGUGGCAUCGGUAAAACAACUCUUGCCAAGGUUGUCUUUAAUCAACUAUCUUCCAACUUCGGAAAGUGUUGUAGCUUCCUUGAGAAUGUUCGAGAGAGCUCGUCGACCAAGGACGGCAUAGUCCAGUUGCAGAAAAAAUUACUAUCUAACAUUGUUGGUUCUCCAUCUGCAGAACAAUUAAUGGACAGUGAACAAGCAAUGAGGACGAUUGGAGACACACUCAGCACUGAGAAGCUCCUUGUGGUUCUGGAUGAUGUUGAUAAAAAAGAGCACAUUGAGAAAUUAAUAGGAGGUUAUUCAUUAUAUUCAGGAUCUAGGGUAAUCAUUACAACGAGAAACAAAAUUAUUCUGAAUGUUAAGGGACUUGAAGAUGAAAUUCUAUGGUAUGAGAUGCUAAAGAUAGAUGAUGGUCUUGCACUUCAGCUUUUUUGUCAGCAUGCCUUUGGUAGAGACUUUCCUUCGAAUGAUUAUCAUCGGCUGUCAAGUAAAAUUGUCUCAAAUAUGGGAGGGCUUCCUUUGGUCAUUAAGGUGAUAGGUUCGUUACUUAAUGGGAAAGACAAAGCAUUUUGGCAAGAGACGUUGGUCAGGUUAAGGGAAGUACCCGCGGAAGAGAUUCUGGAGACGUUGAGGAUUAGUUAUGAUAACCUAGACAAACAUCAGCAACAAAUUUUUCUCGAUAUCGCAUGCUUCUUGUUCAAUGAGAAUAAGACCGAUGCAAUUUACAUGUGGGCCGAUUGUCAAUUUUAUCCCAUAAAAGGAAUUAAAGUCCUUACUGAUAGGUGCUUGAUAAAGCUAUUGGACAAUGAUAAGAUCUGGAUGCAUGAUCAACUAAUAGACCUUGGAAGGCGUAUUGUCCGUCAAGAAAGUCGAUUCAACCCUGGAAAGCGAAGUAGGUUGUGGAUUGCAAAAGAAGCCCUUGAAAUCAUAAGAACCAAAAAGAUGAAGGACGAGGUUCAAGCACUUAAGAUAUUUAGGUCCGUUGACUCCAUAGAUAUUACAAAUGAGGACUUUGAAAGGUUACAAAACCUAAGAUUUCUCGAGUUAAACUGGGGAACUUUUGCUGGGGACUUUACAAGAUGCCGUUCAAAUUUGAGAUGGUUUUCUUGGCAUUCUCCUUUGGAUUUUAGAGCAAGCAAUAUGUAUUUCGACCGUCUUGUUGUUUGUAAAUUUGAUGCUAUUGACUUCAAGGAUGAUUCAAAAGCAUGGGACUUGAUCAAGGGGGCACAAAAUUUGAAAGUUCUGUCCCUUACUCGGUGUACUCGCAUAACGACAAUUCCAGACUUCUCAAAAUCCUCAUGUUUAGAGAGGUUGACUCUUGCAAACUGCUCUGGUCUAAAGAGAAUUGAGAGCUUCAUCGGAGAUCUACAAUCGUUGAUUGAGUUAAAGAUCGAAGAGUGCGGGGGUCUUACGGAUUUGCCUGAUGAAGUGGGGGCACUAGUGAAGCUUAAGCACUUCUCAAUGUCAGGUUGUAGAGGGUUGAGAGAACUUCCGGGCUCACUUGGGAAUUUAACUUCAUUGACGGAGUUAGACUUAUCAGACACGAUAAUAAGAGAACUUCCCAACUCCAUUGGAAUGUUAAAAUCAUUACGCAUCUUGCGUUUACAAAUAGGUGCAUUAAUUGAUCGGGAGCAUCAUGUUUGGCAGUUACCCAGUGGCAUCAAUACAUUGGUAACUCUUGAAGAGUUGGAUCUCUGUGGGCGUAAUGAAAUGACAGGUGAAAUUCCUGCUGGAAUUGGAGAAUUGUCAUCUUUAAGAAUCCUAAAUUUAGAGCACACACGUAUUUACGGAAUUCCAAAGACAAUCAACAUGCUUCAUCACCUCCAAACCCUAAACUUAAGGUCGUGUCAUGAGAUUCAAGUGUUGCCAGAGCUUCCCACAAGUUUGACCUGCCUACUUCUUGAAUCGAAAUCAUUGCGCUCAGUCCCUAAUCUGUCGAACCAAACUAACUUGGUUGAACUGCAACUAAGUGAUGGCUCUGGGGAUAAAAAGAAAUCAAACCUAAUCACAGGAAGCAACUUAAGGUGGAUUGGGAGGUUAUCUAGAUUGAAAAAGUUAGAGUUAGAUUUGCUAAACGUCCCUACACCUCCAGAGUUGGCUUCUCUUUCUCACCUGGAAGAGCUUAAGUUGUCUUGCUUAGACCUAGAAACCCUCGUGCAGCUUCCGUCCUCAAACUGGAGUUUGAGAAAUUUGUCGACUUUGGAGUUCUAUUGGUGUGAAAUGGAAGACAUUCCACUAGAUAGACUUCCACGACUGGAGAAAUUAAGUGUUUACCAUUGUAAACGGCUUCAGAGAUUAUCCAGUCCUUUGGAAUUAAGGAAGCUGUGGCAAGUGCAUGUGUCAUGUUGUCAAGAGUUAGUUGAGAUCCAAGUUGACCAUCUUUCGAAAUCAUUGGAAUCCUUGAGCGUUUAUGAGUGUGAAUCUCUAACAAAAAUAGGUGGUUUGCGGUACUCGAUGAACAUGGAGCAUUUGAGAAUCCAAAGGUGUAGACAACUUAUUAAUGUUGAGGGCCUAAAUGACCUAGAGUCUCUGAAAUCCUUGGAGGUCACACAGUGCCCGUCAUUGAGAAGCUUGAUAGAUGCAUCUUGCACAAAUAUACCGGAUGAUUGCCUCGUCAAAAUACACGGGUGUGGAGACUUUAUCAAAGAUUCUACUCAGGACAACGCCUUUGGAAUCUCUUUGAAGAGCUACAGAGACGAGAUUCUUCUGGAUAAAUCAAACUUUGAAUCCAAGUCAGACAAGACUGAAGGCGGGGAAAGGACCACAACGACAAGCGAAGAAUCUUGCACCAAGGAACAGGAAAAGGUAAAGGAAAAGGAGAAGACUGAAGGCGGGGAAAAGGCCACAGCUUGGAGGACGAGCAAAGAAUCUUGCAACGUGGGAAUGCUGAAAGCGGUGUUCAAGCUGGAUUUGCACGACGACAAGGAAAAGAAGAAGGUCAUGAAGAUAGCCAGUGGAUUUGCAGGGAUUGAGUCGAUCUGCAUGGACAUGAAGGACAAGAAGCUGACGGUGGCCGGACAUAUGGAUCCUGUGGAGCUCGCGGAGAAGCUGAGGAAGCUGUUUCCCACGGAGAUAAUCUUGGUCGAACCGGCCAAAGAGGCUCAGAAGAAGGACGAUAACAAGAUCGGUACAACAAGAAAGACGAUAACAAAACCGGACAAGCACUUGAUUUUUUCUGCCCCGUUCGGGCCGGACCCUUGUAAGAUUAGCUAA